Molecule: messenger RNA, 1141 nt
Organism: Seminavis robusta
Lineage: Eukaryota; Bacillariophyta; Bacillariophyceae; Naviculales; Naviculaceae
Source: the annotation of a GenBank genome assembly
UGCACUUAGAAGGGCAUUUUUGGGUGCAGACGGCCUUGCUUGCAGAAGAAAUUCAGAACAAAAACAUCAACAACACCUCAUUCAAGUUUCGUCGGGCUUCUGCUUCGUUCGCUCUUGAACUGGAAUUGAAUUGCAACCCAGCAACCCAGCAAACCACCAGCCUCGACAAACAGCAGCACGAACGAACACACCACACCUCUUCAGUAACUCAUCAUGGCCAAGUCCAAGCGAGAUGGCAGGAGCUCGUCCAAGGGGACGAGCAGCAAGAGCUCGAGUAGUAGUGGCUCAUCCGCCGCCAACCGUCUCACGCAGAAACUGGUGUUAGACGACGACUCGGAUGUGGUGACGCUACUAAUUCAAGCCUUUAGCGCACACCGUAUUUGCAAGCACGUUCGAAUAAACCGACCCUUCUUUAAAAAGCUGACAUCAGAACAGAGCAGUCAAUUGCUAGAAGCUAUUGGGGAAUUGCCCAAGUUGGAAAUAUUCGAGAUUGAUUUCCCACCUCGGGAAGGUCACCCUUUGAUCGCACAAGCACUGGCAACUUUCUUGAAAAAGGCCAAGAAACUGAAUACCAUCACUCUGUGUAAUCUUGAGUUGUCGGGGGAGUCAGAUGUCAUGAUUGAUGCUCUUAAUAGCCAUCCCUGUCUACAAGAUGUCAAGAUUCUGUUGCUGCAAGAAGGCGUACCGCAUCUGAUCCAUAGUUGAUGUGGCUACCAUGCUGAUGCGUUCAGUCCCUGUGCAAGAGCCUCUAAGAGUGAAUUCAAUCGUGCGCACCCGUUGCCUGGAAGAAAAAGAAAGAAAGAGAGAUAAUUCAAAAAGAUGGUUCCGGUAUCUACCCAAACGAAUAAGCACAGGGUAUUUUCUGAUCUCAAGGAAACCAAACUGUUGAGACAAUGAGGAUGUGGAGGACACACGACAAAAUCACACACAUAUCACGGAAGAGAAACUAACUGGAAAUAGUGAGGUCUUCUUCCCGGACAGCUCUCUGAGUGCAGCAACCAACAUCAAGGCUCACUCGCUUGUUGCUGAUGCUACCGGUAUCAAGGGAGCUAUCAAUCAUUCAAAAUGUCUCAUUGAUCUCAUACCAUGGUGUGUUGGUGUAUUCUAGCUACAAUUUGUAUCAAAGUAUCGCUACUAGGCU